UAUGGCCAGAAUUACAAAUCCUAUUGCCAAUCGUCGAACAAAAGAUGCCUUGCCUUUAACACUGCCAUUACCAUAGACAGUGAUUGCAGAUGCAUACCAAUGAAAAAACAAACAUCAUGAGUGAAAACGAAGAGAAGAAAGAGUUCUAAUAACAAAAAGAAAGAAGAACAAUUUUUUCUUAAAGUAAUGUCUGUGACUUGAUAUAUUGGAUAUUCAUUCUUCGUUACUCUUCUACGUCCCUGAACGUACGACCGAUCUGUUUUCGAGUGCAGAAAGUGCCGAAGAGUACAAAUGAAGGAAGGAGGAUUAUUCCAAUCCCUUUAAUGCUCGUCACUGACGUUGACAGCUGUUGACAGCUAACCUCGUCAGGAUUUCUCUCCGUGCGUUAUUAAUAAUCAAUUAGCGGAUAUCAUACGGAAAAGAUCCUUAUUUGUCAAAAAGAAAUAAUGAGGAUUAGGUCAAUUGGAGAACAGCCGCGGUCGUAGAACAUAACCUCUCACAAACCAAUGACCGCGCGCCCCGAGCGCGGCAACAGAAUUACCGUAAGAUCGACUGACUCCAGGAUAAAUAGACAUGAUCAAGGCGAUUCUGGUCUUUAAUAAUCAUGGAAAACCUCGCCUCUCCAAGUUUUAUCAGUAUUUUAACGAGGAUAUGCAGCAGCAGAUAAUAAAAGAGACAUUUCAGCUCGUCUCGAAGAGGGACGACAACGUGUGCAAUUUCUUGGAGGGUGGCAGCCUGAUCGGCGGCUCUGAUUACAAGCUGAUCUAUCGGCACUAUGCGACACUCUACUUUGUGUUCUGUGUCGACAGCUCAGAAUCGGAACUGGGAAUCCUAGACCUAAUACAAGUCUUCGUCGAGACUCUGGACAAAUGUUUCGAGAACGUGUGCGAGCUCGAUCUCAUUUUUCACGUGGACAAAGUUCACUAUAUACUCAACGAGUUGGUGAUGGGUGGUAUGGUACUUGAAACCAACAUGACUGAGAUCCUCACGAGGAUCGAGGAUCAGAACAAAUUAGAAAAGCAAGAGGCGGGAAUCACAGCAGCGCCCGCGCGUGCUGUCUCGGCGGUGAAGAACAUGAAUAUACCGCAACAAAUAAAGGAUAUGAAGCUGCCUGACUUGCCGCAAGCCAUAAAAGACCUCAAAUUCUGACCAGCCGUCACCUCGUUGGCACCCAGCUGACUGGUCUCCACUAUCAUCCCGAACGUAACCGACACCACCGUCGCACCGAGGACACUUUUCCCCUCCCUUCAAGCGAGCGAGAAUGCACCAAUGCUGCCUGCCACCUCCGCAUAUAUCCCAUCUCAACGAUACCAGAGUUAAAGACUACAAAAAUUUAUCAACUACUAUUACUUGAUCGCUAACUCCUUCGAAUUGUGGUACCGCCGACGAAGAAAGUACGUAUUACAAGGAAACCAAGUUUUGAGAAUAGUUUUUAAACGAAAAAAGAAAUUGAACGAGAGGAUGUUUCUUAGAUUUUUUAUAAUGAAUGAUAGUAGUUAGAAAUUAAAAAAAAAGAUAUCAGAUUUAUGAAUUCAAUUGUAGUAUUGGCUCGAUUGUCCAAUCUAUAAUAGUAGUCUAGCUCCACGUUCCACUACACGUAAGAGAGACAUGUCCACAGUUAUUCACUGGAAAUACAUUAAUGUUAUAUUGUAAAGGAGAUAUAUUUAAUAAAUAAAAUUAGCAUUAUUGUAAA
Molecule: messenger RNA, 1693 nt
Organism: Monomorium pharaonis (pharaoh ant)
Lineage: Eukaryota; Metazoa; Arthropoda; Insecta; Hymenoptera; Formicidae
Gene: or
Product: AP-3 complex subunit sigma-2
Exons: 4
Coding region: 574-1149 (191 amino acids)
Biological process (GO): intracellular protein transport; Golgi to vacuole transport
Cellular component (GO): AP-3 adaptor complex; intracellular membrane-bounded organelle; membrane coat
Source: RefSeq, a predicted model, not a curated record